Dermacentor andersoni is the source of this 4030-nucleotide messenger RNA. Its product is annotated as UPAR/Ly6 domain-containing protein bou-like. NCBI's taxonomy places the organism in Eukaryota, Metazoa, Arthropoda, Arachnida, Ixodida, Ixodidae. Gene Ontology annotation, biological process: positive regulation of voltage-gated potassium channel activity; sleep; regulation of synaptic transmission, cholinergic. The record is from RefSeq and is a predicted model, not a curated record.
UCGGCAUUCUUGGCGGCUGUGCUGUGUUGGCCCAAGGCGACUAGGGGAAUGCCGUGUCAACAAGCUGCUUUCACGAUCGUUUUCACGAAAGCGACGUGAUAUUCUUAGGCUUUAGGUGUCUGAGCGUUAGUGUGUUGUGCAUUUGUCAACUGAACAUUUCUUCGGCGAUGGCGUCGAUGUGGUGGCUACUUGUAACGGUAGCGACGGUUAUGAGUAGCUUCUUGGCAUCAGUUGAAGCCAUUUAUUGCCAUCAGUGCGACUCCAACCAACACCUGCACUGCUCGGAGCUGUGGGACCAUAGCAACUCGCCAGAGCCAACAAGCUGCGACAACCUGUAUGAGGCCAAUUACUGCAUCAAGGCCACAGGCAUGUAUGGGGGUCGCAUUGGGACAUUCCGGUUUUGUUCUUCUCGGGACCGGGGCCACUACUGUGAUUAUGUGAAACGGCCCGGAGAUGACAGAGAAUACCGAGCCUGUAUCUACACAUGCAGUGGUAACGGCUGCAAUGCCUCUGCGGGACUUCGGCCUUGGGCUGGUGGUGUGGUUGUUUUGCUGUUCAUGGUCCUUGCCCGGAUGUCAGGUCCAUACAUGAUCAGCGAGUGACCUUGAAUGGAGGGCUGCCUGAAACAAGCCAGGCUCCACAGCAGCUCACCAUGUUUCCACUGUUAAGUGAACUUCUCUCUGGAGCUCGCCAUGCGCUUGGAAUACACAUUCUGUGACGCUGGAUAGUCCAUGUACUCGUGCACUUCAAACUGGCAAGAAUGAGCUGUAUGGGAUGAGUCCAGGGGAGGUAUUCUGUAAGAGUCCACCUAGUGGACAUGUACAUUUCAUCUGCUGUUGUUCUGAUUGGCUGGGCUGGGCUGCACGUCCGCAGCAACCAGGCGCCACAGCCAAUAAGCACUUCAGCAGCAGACUAAAUGGACAUGUCCACUAGGUAGACUCUUACAGAAUACCUCCCCAGCCUUGAGAGUAAUACUAGCAGCAGUGACUCUUUUUUGUGCUUACUCUGGGCAUGGAUUAGCCAAACCUUUUGACACAUUGACUGAAUGCAUUCCGUCCAUUUUUACUGAAUCUGUCUUCUAUAUGGUACGUGUAUAUACUAUAUAUGGUUUGAAAAUAUAAAAAAUGUGAUUAAGGUGUCCAACACAUCCUGUUCACCUUUUCUAUUGCUACUUUACUGCCACAUUGCCUUAUUUUAAAUUGCAUUGUAUAGUAGCUGCAUCAUGCUGGGCCUUACAGAUAGUCCUUGUGGCUUUUGUACUGCAUAGGUCGACUGCACAUCCCCUACACAUUCAUCAUGUUAGAUGUUAAGGUUUCUCUCUCCUGCAUGUCAGCCGCACGCCCAUUCAUUUAGAUGAAUAUCAGCUACGCGUUCAUCCUUUUUCAUCCAGGGCCCUAAUUUUGGAUGGCAGCAUUAUGAAUGAAUGGUGGUACAUUCAGAGUACAUGCGGACGUAAAUGUAGUUUGGUUAGUGGCACCUGUCAGCGUACUCAGGAGCCAGAAUUUUAAAUGUGGCCAUGUUUUGAUCGGUCAUGCCUUGUGAAUCCCCUCAUGUCAUUCGCCUUUGACCGUGGAAAGCAAAAAAAUAAAGAAGUCUCAGCUGACCAAAACCAUUGUUUAAAUUAGGCAGCUUUGAAGUAUACUGUAUCUAUAGUGGGUGAACCGAAAGUUGGAGAUUUCUUCCAAUUAACCCAAAGUUUAGAUUGUGUGGUGUUGACUGUUUUACCUUCUUGUCUGUCAUAAAGUUACUGCUUGCUUUAUUCUUGGUAGCAAUGACAAGCACUGGUUCCUGCAAGCAGCUCUUCUGUGCUUAAGCCUGAAGUUUCACUUGGGCAUUGCUCAAGAUGUCGGCCAAGGCCCUUUUCCUGUAUUUUCUGCAAGGAGGGAUGCAAGCAUAAGCAGUACUUCUAAUGCCAGGUUUAAAUGCAUGUUGUAGUGUUCACAAUACACAUUGAUUGAUUGGGGUGAAAAAAUUAAAGAAUAGUGUUAGUGCUGUUACAGUCAGCAAUAAAGGUACCACCUUGCAUGCUUACCGUUUCUGAACGUGCUGACUAGAAGUCAUCAGAUUAGUGCUCUUCACAACGAUUCUUCAUAAGUUGUUUAUCUUCCAUGCAGUGAGGGUCUCGUACGGGCGUUCACCUACCACAAUCGUGGCUUAAGUACCCUUUCAUGAGCACAUGAAGUUACAUUUCCGGUGGAAAUGCCAUGUGCUGGCUAGUUAGGUGGAGUUUUUCUUUUCCACAGGUGGCUAGAUUGCUUCUGGCAACCUGCACUGUCAAAUCUGCCAAGUACAGCUGCUAGAGGCAUGUUUCGUUUGUGUUAACUUCAUGACCGGUUCUACACCCUGCCUGUUUAUUCCUUGUCUGUCGACAUUGCACUAUCCCAUAUGGCUAUGCUUGUUGUCAUAAAAAGAAAAUUGUCCCUUCAAUUUUAGGCUUGUUAUAUCAUCUUGUACUUGCAGUUUCUUGCUUUGGCACAUAAUAAGCGCAGUUAAUAUUUUUGUACUCUGAAAGCAAGAGUUUUGCAAUAACCUGUUGGUAGUUACGGAGAAGAGAGGGUGUGCCAGUGUUUUGUUGCUAAUCCAUCAGUGGUACUUUCAUUGACCUGGUGGUGUGUACAUGGGAAUCGGCAACAGACACUGGAAGGAUCGUAGAAGCAUCACUGCAAGCUGGCCUAGUUGCAAUUGAUUCCUUGUGAAACUUUGCACUAUACAAACAGUGACAAAGAAAGAUACACAAGGACAAGCACUUUCUAACAACUGGUUUUGUUAUUCGAAAACAUCAGACUCAAGUGCCCUACAGAUCUGCGCAAAAUAUGUUGAGAUUCCAUAUAGGGCACACAUAGCGAUCACGUGAAUUGUCUGGAAAUUUAUCGAUAUGAGAAGAGCAGCAACAUUUCUUUAUCUAACAUAGUACUCGUUCUUGUGUAUCUUUUUUCGUCCCCGUUUGUAUCGCACAAAUUUUCAUGAUAGAAUCAUUAAUGGCAGACAAUGGGCAAGCCCUUCUUCUUUCUUUUGAGAUGUGCAGCAAAGUCUCAUUCCUAAUUUGCUGGUGAGACAAGUAUGUAUAGAUUAGUGCAUACGGGCGCUGCUGCUGGAUUUUCUGAGAUUUUUUUUUCUGUUGGCACCUGUAGGGCAUCAUUACAACAGCACUUAUGCACGCAUAGUGAAGGAGGCACUUUGUGCAUGCAGCUGAUGCUGCCCAUUUUUUGACGAGCCCAAUAACCUCCACUUGCCGCAUUUAUUAUUCUACUAUACGCAUAUCAGUUCUUUUCUCCAGCUUGGCUUGCACUAUUUGCAGUGCCUCCUGUGGUGAAAGCGACAUUUCAUGUUUGUUUUCAAACUUCCAAGUGAUAUUGCUUGGCUGUUAGACUGAUUUUCCUUAUCUUGCAGCUCGUCACAGUUUAUAGAAAAUGCUCUGGCAUGUUUGGCACUGAGGCAUGAAUCCUUUCGCAUGGGAAACAUCACCACAUCUGACUGUAUGUUGUCUAACAUCUGUGUCAAAAUAAAGACACACAUUGCUCACGUGUAUAAGGUUUCCCAAGAUGGCUGCUUUCUGUGAUGCCUCCAUCUCCUUUUUUUCGUGCGAGCGGUCCCAUACCGCAGUUGUAGCAGACAUUGCAAUAUUGAUUGAUGCGCAGACUAUGGCAGCAUUUGCAUUUGACCAAGUGUGUGAAGUAUACCAAAGCACUGUGGUUUGUACUUGGUAAGAGUUCAGUGAAUAAGAGUUCUUCCGGCAGCUCCACAUAGCAAGAUAUCAUCACUUUCAGCUGCACCUUGACUGGUGGUUUGUGUGAUGUGGGUGUAACGCAUUAUGGUUGUAGUAGCUUUCUUUUUUUUAGUGUUGUGCUUCUUUGGUCAUGUGUCAUAACAGCUGCUGUGAUUGGAAGUUGUUACACAAAGACUGCAGUAUUAAACAUGGCAGUCCGAACAACACUGCUCUCUCUUCAUUGCUGCUGCGAGGUUGUACUUUUUGUGAGGCAUAUUUUUGUUGUUUUAUUUUUGUGAAAUAAAUCCCAAAUGCUUAGGUGUA